AUGGGUGACUCAACGCACCGAAUCCUUCUCCCUCCCAGCCAGGGCUCCUUCGCUGCUCCAACACCAUCUGGCCUUACGCCAAACACACGCUCAGAAGCUGAAUCCGCAUUCAAUCUCAACGCCAUGCAGCAGACCGACUCUGCGGCUCCCGCAGACAUUGCAGACAAUACCUUGUCCGAGGCGCAGAGGGCGUAUAGGCGGCCGGGCGGUCCGAUCAGGGCGAGUAGUACGAAUUAUGAAAAGGCGUUGAGGGAAGUCAGGGGCCAGGUUUCUGCAUCAUCCGAUCUCUCCGACGACACAACAGCCGCCGAAGAAGUCACCGGGCUCGCGAAGGUGCAAUCGCCCGUCAAUGGGAUCGCCUUCCCGCCGCCAGGCCAAGGCGUGGUACCAUCUUACCAAGGCAUUGGCACCGGACAGGCCGAAGCAGUGAAGAAGGCGCGAAAUAGGGGUCUCAGCUUGGGUCAACUGGGUAGGGCACCGAGUUGGAAUGAGCAAGACAUGAAGCAUAUGUUGCAGGGAAAAUUGAUGGAGCAAGUUGAUGGUGCGGCGGGUUAUGACUCUGGUCCGGAGAGGAAGUGA
Didymosphaeria variabile is the source of this 579-nucleotide messenger RNA. RefSeq lists its product as uncharacterized. Lineage: Eukaryota; Fungi; Ascomycota; Dothideomycetes; Pleosporales; Didymosphaeriaceae. The coding region runs from base 1 to 579 and encodes 192 amino acids. The transcript has 2 exons. The record is from RefSeq and is a predicted model, not a curated record.